This is a messenger RNA of Carassius carassius (crucian carp), 768 nucleotides long. RefSeq names its product fucolectin-like. Lineage: Eukaryota; Metazoa; Chordata; Actinopteri; Cypriniformes; Cyprinidae. The coding region runs from base 1 to 768 and encodes 255 amino acids. The transcript is spliced from 6 exons. The record is from RefSeq and is a predicted model, not a curated record.
AUGACCACAAACCCGAAUCAGAUGGGCCUUCUCAACUUGGCCAUCAAUCUGACACAAACACUCCCAUCCAACAUCACCACAAACCAGACCGAGACAAGCCCCCUCACUAUAACACAUCAUAACACCGUCAGGCUCGAAUACUCAGUCACAAUGAACUUAGCAAAAUGGGGAACAGCCUUUCAGUCGACAGUGGCUAAUGACUGGUAUGCUCAAAACGCUCUGGAUGGGUUGAGCUACACCUGUACUCACACUGCAGACCAAACUGACCCGUGGUGGAAGCUGGACCUGAUGAAGAUGUACAGUGUGAACAGAGUGACCAUCACUAACAGAGCCGUCUGCUGUGAAAGCAGGAUAAACGGAGCAGAGAUUAGGGUUGGAAACAAUUUUUCAGAUGUUUUCAGCAACCCAGUAUGUGCUGUAGUUUCUACUAUUCCAGCAGGAGCUACCUACAGCUACUCGUGUCAUGGGAUGGAGGGACGUUAUGUUACUGUGAACAUUCCUGGAGAUUUAAGGGUUCUUACUCUGUGUGAGGUGGAGGUCUAUGGAGAAGGUCCUUUACUGAAGAGAACUUUCCUGAAGUUGAAACUGAAGUCCAGUUGGAGUCUGUCUGAUCCUGCGGUGAGAGUCCAGCUCCUGUCACAGCUCCAGUCUGUUUUGGAGGAACGAGGGUUUUCUGACGUUACGCUGCAAUGGACUCAACCGCCAGAACAGGAAGUGAAGCCGAAGGAAGCUGCACCAGCUAAAUGUGCUGUAAGAAAGAGAAGAUGA